AUGGCUGUUCCUCCACCUCGCGGCCUCAUACCAUUCUACGCCACUCUACUCGACGGCUGCAGUUCGUCCAAGAACCUCCGAACCCUCACGCAGCUCCAUGCUAAAACCAUAAAACUCGGCAUUUCCCGCCACGACUUCAUUCGAACGAAGCUCCUCUGCUCCUACGCCGCCUCCUCCCAACUGAAGCAAUCCAACCUUCUCUUCUCCUUCUGCACUAGCCGACCAACCUUCAUAUUCAACACCCUCAUCAGAGCCCACUCUUCCCAAGGCCUCUUCUCUCAGUCUCUGUCCAUUUUUCUCCGAAUGCUCGCCGCCAAUAAACCCUUCGACCGCCAUACCUUGCCUGCGGUUCUCAAAUCUUGUGCCGGGUUAUCGGUGUUGAGGCUCGGCAAACAAGUUCAUGGAGCUGUUUUGGUCAAUGGGUUUGGCUUUGACUUGGCGAAUUCGAAUGCGUUGAUUAGUAUGUAUGCCAAGUGUGGUGAUUUGGCGGGUGCCCAUAAAGUGUUUGACGGAAUGCUAAUGAGGAAUGAGAUUUCUUGGUCGGCAAUUAUGGCGGGUUAUGCGAUGCAUGGAGUGUUUGAUGAGGUGUUUGAGUUGUUUGAUAGGAUGGUGGAGGCAGGAGAGAGGCCGGACGGGGUGACUUUCACUACGGUGUUGACAGCGUGUAGUCAUGGAGGGCUGACGGAGAAGGGAAAGGAGUAUUUUGAAAUGAUGAAGCAGAGGUUCGGGGUGAUGCCUGGGUUGGAGCAUUAUACCUGUAUGGUGGAUUUGUUGGGUAGGGUGGGACGGGUGGAUGAAGCAAAGGAAUUGGUUUUGGGGAUGGCGGUGGAGCCGGAUGAGGCAUUAUGGGGUGCAUUGUUGGGGGCUUGUAGGAUUCACAGGAAGGUAGAGGUGGCUGAGAGAGUGGAAGAGAUGCUUUACGGAAGGCGACCUAAUGUAGCAUCUAUUUGAGGCAUUUAACAAUGAAGUACUUGCAAAACUACACCAGUUCUUUGCUCAUGAUGCUUUUGGGGAAAAAUUCCCUUCUCAGAUGGAACAGACUAUACACGGACUGGAAUGCUUUCUCUUCCAUUGCUAUGGAACUUGACUUUGUGGGAGAACAUAUUUUGAUGGCAAUGGAUAUAACUGUUAGAGGCUGUAAAGAACCCAAGGAAGAAAGAACCUUCAUUCAUCACUUUUCGGGUCGAUGAAGUUCUCUGUUGUUGGUUUGGUGUUUCUUCUCCUCAUUUCACCGAUGCUAAUAUCAUAAAGUUUUUUUUUUUAACUUGUUUGUACUGGUUUUUUUUAGUACCAUGUCAUAGUUUUAGUUCACAUCUCACAAACGAAUUAUAUAGCGAAAUAAUUUCCGCACACCCA
Pyrus x bretschneideri (Chinese white pear) is the source of this 1356-nucleotide messenger RNA. RefSeq names its product putative pentatricopeptide repeat-containing protein At3g11460, mitochondrial. Gene Ontology annotation, biological process: RNA modification. Bases 1 to 951 code for a protein of 316 amino acids. Lineage: Eukaryota; Viridiplantae; Streptophyta; Magnoliopsida; Rosales; Rosaceae. The record is from RefSeq and is a predicted model, not a curated record. Gene Ontology annotation, molecular function: RNA binding; protein binding. The transcript is spliced from 2 exons.